Molecule: messenger RNA, 1128 nt
Organism: Spodoptera littoralis (African cotton leafworm)
Lineage: Eukaryota; Metazoa; Arthropoda; Insecta; Lepidoptera; Noctuidae
Source: the annotation of a GenBank genome assembly
AUGGGAGAUGAGAACUCCAUCCAAACGGUGACACUCUCCGCGGACAGGGCCCUCGUCGCGACCUUCGGAAAUGGAAAGUCAAUCAGAUUCGAGGACUGUUGGCUUAGAGACCACUGCAGAUGUUCAUCUUGCUACCAUGCUAGUACCUUCCAGAGAGCUCACCACAUUCUGGCCAUCCCUGACGUUACUAUCAGUAGCUACGAAUUCGAUAAGAAGAAAAUUGAUAUUGAAUGGAGUGACGACCACAAAUCGACAUACACAGCUGAAUUCCUUUCACAAUUUGAUUACAACACUUGGAAGGAAAGUCGGAAACUAAAACCUAUUUUAUGGAAAGGAGCCAGUAUAGAAAGUAAAAUCGCAACAAUACCUGUGAAUGAUUUUUUAACAACCAAAGAUGGCACUACGCGCGUAUUCCAGUCACUGCUUGAUUAUGGCGUAGCUUUAAUAACAGGGGUUGAAGCUACAUCAGAGGCGACUGAAGAGGUUUGCAAGGCUCUGGGUGGUGUUCAACAUACAAUCUUUGGCGGAAUGUGGGAGUUCACCACGAGGGCAGACCAUGCGGAUACUGCUUACACCAAUUUACCUCUAGCUGUCCAUAAUGAUAACACAUAUUUCACUGAAGCAGCUGGAUUACAAAUCCUGCAUUGUCUGAAGCAUGCUCAGGGCACCGGUGGUGAAACAUUACUGGUAGAUGGUUUCUUCGGGGCCCAAGAGUUGAAGAGAGAGCAUCCAGAAGAUUUUGAAUUUCUCUCAAAAUUUAAUUUGGAAGCAGAAUAUAUAGAAGAAGGACAUCAUCACACUUAUUCUGCACCUGUUAUAGAAUUGGAUAGUGAGACACAACAACUCGUUCAAAUUAGGUUCAACGUGUACGAUCGAGCUGCGAUGGCUUUCAAGAGCAGUGAAGAGUGCCGAUCAUACUAUCGCUCUUUGAGGAAUCUAGCAAAAUACUACGAAGAUAAGGGCAACCAAUGGCAGUUCAAACUAAGACCGGGUACUGUGAUGGCGAUGGAUAACUUCAGGGUUCUUCACGGUAGAACAGGAUUUUCAGGCCACAGAGUGCUUUGCGGCAGUUAUGUGUCCCGAUCUGACUGGCUGGACAAAGCAAGGAGUUUAGGACUAAUACAAUGA